Molecule: messenger RNA, 2336 nt
Organism: Plectropomus leopardus (leopard coralgrouper)
Lineage: Eukaryota; Metazoa; Chordata; Actinopteri; Perciformes; Serranidae
Gene: efhc2
Product: EF-hand domain (C-terminal) containing 2
Biological process (GO): regulation of neuron projection development
Cellular component (GO): microtubule
Molecular function (GO): calcium ion binding
Source: RefSeq, a predicted model, not a curated record
GAGUUGUCGUAAACACAACACAGCGAUGGCGUUACCGUUUCUGCCCGGGAAUUCUCCCAACAGACAGCUGGGGAAGGAGAAAUUUCACAAAUCCCAACAUUUUGACUACUCCAACGGAGUCCCGAUGCUGGUGGGAUGUGAGCGUCCCGGCAUCGGCGGAGAACUGUUAGUCGGCCAGAAGAUUAAGCCAAAGUAUUCCCUCUACCCCAAAGGACAAGGCAGUGGUUUACCAUCAUGGGUGACCUUUGACAAACAGGCUCUGUGUUUCGAGGCUUAUUUUCAGGAAGCUGUGCCUCAGGCACGAGAUGAGACGUACAGGAUCAGGAAGUGUAAGAUCUACUUCUUCCUGGAAGAUGACACCAUACAGGUGGUGGAGCCCGAGUACAAGAACAGCGGCAUCUCUCAAGGAGUAUUUAUUUGUCGCCAACUCAUCCCACUGCCUCCCCCAAAUGAUGACCAGUUCUACAACAUUUUCCAUUUCAACAUCAACCAGCAGAUGGUGCUGUACUCACGCACAUUCACUGUCACCGACUGUGACUCUUUCACGAGGAACUUCCUCACAAAGCUCGGCGUGCGCCUGAAUGAGCCCGCCGCUGUACCCGACGACCCCUACAGCAACCUCCGGGAACAGAUGGAGAAAAGUAUGAAGCCUCUUCGACCGUACGAGAGGCGCGACACUCUGAAGCAGUUCCUGGACCACGACCGCCAAGUCCUGCGCUUCAGCUGCUUCUGGGACGACACGGAGAGCGUGUUCGGCGACCCGCGGGAGCUCGUGCUGCACUACCACCUGGCUGACGACACCAUAGAGAUCCUGGAGAUUAUCUACCCGAACUCUGGGAGGGAUAACCUGCCCAAAUUCCUUCGCCGCAGCAAACUACCCAAGCGUCCUCCGGCCCAGAUGAAGCAGCCUGGACAGAUGGCAGACCGCACCGUGCUCAAUACGUUUGCCUCUGCGAGUCAGGGGAAACGCUUCAUACUGGACAGCCUCAGAACCGGAGCCGUCCACGAGGAGUUUUAUAAGGACAGUGAUCUGGCUGUUGGAGGGGAGGUGAAUGUGUGGGGCAGGAGAGUGAUCCUCACCGACUGUGACCAGUUCACCAGAGACUACUACCGCUCCAAAUACGGCAUAGAGGACUUCACCCCUGUGCAGUACAAAGCUCCCCCGGCCCCGAAGCCCCCGAGGCCUGUGCCCCCCUACAACGGCUUUGGCUCCGAGGAGGACUCACUCAGCUCCUGCCAGGGCCUGCUGCCCAAACCCCCACAGAAAGAUUUCCACAAGUUUAUGGAAAAAGACAGAUGUGGCCUGGACAGCAAUGUGCUGGACUUCCGAGCCAAGAUGGUGGCCAACGAUCCAGUCGACAGAGACAGGGUGUUCAUCAUCUCCUUCUACCUCUGCGACGACUCCAUCAGCGUGUUUGAACAUCCACAGAGGAACUCAGGCGUGCUGGGCGGUAAGUUUUUGGAGCGAGGUCGUGUGAAGAAGCCCGGCCAGGAGCUGUUUAAGAGCGAGCUGUCCGAGUACUUUACAGCUCAGGAUCUGUACGUGGGAGCGACCCUCUGCCUCAACAAAAAGUUCUUCCAGCUCCUGGAUGCUGACGAAUACACCUUCAACUACAUGGAGCAGCAUGCUGAGGAGUUCCCCAAAGCCAACGUGGGAAACAUCCUCAGUAAACUGCGGUCCAUCCCGGAGGAGAAACAGAGCGAAAUCAGGAAGUUUCUGAGUCUCAGUGACCCCAACAACGCCGGCUUCAUCCCCUUUGAGUCCUUCAGGGGCCUGCUGGGAGGUCUGGACUGCGGUCUGUCGGAGCACGAGGUGCUGGUCCUGGGCCGACGCUUCUCAGAGCGCGAGCAGCCCGAGGAGGACGUGGGCCUGAUGCUGGCCGUGGCCCAGGACUUCCUCAGGAAGAAGAGCUUUGAAGAGCUCCCUCACAUGGCCAGAGCCUUCACACACAGCGACCGAAACAAGACCGGCCGUCUGUCCACCAAAGAGACGAGGACCAUCUGUAAGGCCUUCAAGCUCCCCCUGCCUGAGAAGCUGCUGGGAGGUUUGCUCGGCAGGUUUGCAGACAGAGACGAGAUCGACUAUCACGCCUUCCUGGCCGGCAUCAACUGGCUGGAGCACCCUGCUCCUCCAGUGAUGCCCGAAGACUCCUUAAAGUUUGAGGUGAAUGCGAGGUUUGACGCCGGCGAGGCUUCAGUGAAAAACGUCAACUACUCGUCUCUCCUGGAGGUGUUCAGCUUUCCCUCCAACACCGAAGACCCAGCAGCCGUCACCUCAACAUAGACUCCAGGUUUUACCUCACGAACACACACAUAUUAAAGAACACGGUCUAUUG